This is a messenger RNA of Lineus longissimus, 5405 nucleotides long. RefSeq names its product myotubularin-related protein 3-like. The record is from RefSeq and is a predicted model, not a curated record. Gene Ontology annotation, cellular component: membrane; cytoplasm. The transcript has 16 exons. NCBI's taxonomy places the organism in Eukaryota, Metazoa, Nemertea, Pilidiophora, Heteronemertea, Lineidae. Gene Ontology annotation, biological process: phosphatidylinositol dephosphorylation; regulation of autophagy. Bases 240 to 3680 code for a protein of 1146 amino acids. Gene Ontology annotation, molecular function: phosphatidylinositol-3-phosphate phosphatase activity; phosphatidylinositol-3,5-bisphosphate 3-phosphatase activity; metal ion binding.
GUUGUUGAUGUUCGGUUCCGCCAUAUUGGGAAGAAAUAUUAAGAAGUCCGGUCGGAGUAGCGAGAAAUAUCGGGCAAUUCCGCUUGCCCAACUGGGGAAGUAGGAAUCGCAUACAUGUGAUGGAUUCUUCGAUCGAUUGUGAAUCAUUUGAUUGAUAUUGAUUGAUCUUUGAGAAUUGUCUUCACUCGGCUAACCCUAGCAUAUCCUAGCUCUGGAGAGGCUUGCUGACAAUUGCAGUAAUGGCCUCCCAAGACCAUGAGACCAGUUUAGAGCACAUCCACUCAAGUGAGUACUAUCCAAAGCAAGAGAUGAUUGUAGAUGACGAAACACUCCAAGUCCCAUUUCCAUGUCUGUGCGGGGAAGGUGUGCGCUAUCUCGGCCGAACAGCCGAUGGGAUCAUCGCUUUGUCCAACUACCGCAUCGUGGUAUGCUUCAAGGAUUCUUUCAUCAAUGUGCCCCUCGGUCUGAUCGAGAUCAUAGAAUGUCGUGAUAUAUUCUUCCUGAUGAUCUAUUGUAAGGAUUCAAGAAUCAUAAGGUGCACUUUCCCAACCAAUGAUGGCUGUCUUGAGUGGUACAAGAGACUGAGCUAUUCGUUGACCACCCCGCGAGAACUCAACAAAGUCUUUGCCUUUGCAUUUUAUGCUUGGUGCAUGGAGAAUGUGUAUGACCAGAGUGCAGUUGAUGAUCUGGAUACAACAUGCCCUUAUCAAUCAGGAGAAAAUGUUCCAAACAUCUUUGAUAAGGAAGUUGAUCGACUGGGUUUUGAUUUGAAAGGACCAGCCUGGAGAAUAACCUAUGCCAAUGAGGACUAUAAACUUUGUCGUACCUAUCCCAAGUGCCAUAUUGUUCCCAAGAAGAUUGGAGAUGAAGUGCUUGAGGACGUGGCUGGUUUCCGAUCGUCUCGGAGAAUACCCUCAGUUGUCUGGAGAGAUAAGAAAAGUGGCGCUGUGAUAGCCCGUUGUAGUCAGCCCGAGGUUGGCUGGCUUGGCUGGCGGAGAACGGAAGAUGAAAACUUCCUUCAGGCGAUUGCGACUGCUUGUGCCUUGAAUCCUGGUGUAGAUACUUGUCAAGCCGCAGAGAGCUUUAAUAAUGUACCGAAUGGUCAUGUCGAGAAUGGUGCUCCUUCAGAACCUCAGCCAAAGAAACUCCUGAUUGUGGAUGCCAGAUCGUAUGCUGCAGCCGUGGCUAACAGAGCUAAGGGAGGAGGAUAUGAAUGCCCAGAAUACUACCCAAAUUGUGAAAUCCAGUUCAUGAGUUUGGCCAAUAUUCAUGCAAUCAGGAAAAGUUUUAUGGCGAUCAGGACUCUGUGUAUGGGCGGAGCAGAACAACCAAACUGGUUUUCUUUGCUUGACAAUUCCAAGUGGCUUCACCACAUAGCGGGCUUGAUGAAGUCCGCCAUCAUCGUGGUGAAUGCCAUUGACAAGGACGGCCGACCUGUGUUGGUCCAUUGCUCAGACGGAUGGGAUAGGACACCUCAAAUUGUAGCUCUGGCUGAGCUCAUGUUGGAUCCCUAUUAUCGUACACUUGAGGGAUUCCAAGUUUUGGUGGAGAGAGAAUGGUGUGAGUUUGGCCACAAGUUUGCAGAUCGUUGUGGUAGUGGUAUCAAUAGUGAUGAUGGAAACGAAAGGUGUCCAGUGUUUCUUCAAUUCCUCGACUGCGUACAUCAACUGAUUCGACAGUUUCCUUGUGCUUUUGAGUACAAUGAGGCCUUUCUGGUGAAGUUGGUGCAGCACACCUACUCUUGUCUGUUCGGGACUUUUCUCUGCAACAGCGCUCGAGAAAGGGCGGCGGAAAACAUCAAGUGUGUGACGUUCUCAGUGUGGACGCUACUCAAACAUGACUGCUGGAAGAUGAAGAAUUACCUCUACGUCAAACAUGAUGAGGUGCUGCGGCCAGUUUGCCAUGUGAGGAACAUGCAGUUAUGGAACGCCAUCUACCUAGCAAAUACCUCACCAAUGACAGAUCGAGUCCAAGACGAGACGGAUGGCGGAACUCAGGGUAUUGAAGAAGAGGAACAGAAACGACAGGAGCAAAUGCCGCUUUCGAAGACUCGCUCGUGUGACAACAUAGUUGCUGCUUUGGAACAUGCCACAAUGCUCACCCGCACUUCGAGUGACCCUAAUAUGAGCUCAGAUCUUCACCAUGAUCCCAAAUAUUUGCUGCAAGCUGAAGCUGAGACCACUCUGGAUAAACGUGUGGAACUUAACCUUCCCAUGGAGAAGGUCAAGUACGACAAUGUCCCAAGCUCGGAGACAAUUGAUGAGGCUCGUGAUGGCCUUCUGAACGGCCACUGUGAAGGGGAAUCCAGUGAUGGUGAAGAGAAGAAAUCAGAGGAAAGUAGUGCCACUGAGAGUGAUGGUGAUUAUGAGAAUUCGAAUGGGAUGAACAGGACAGUGGAAGAUAAUGCUAAUAGUGCCAAAUCAGAUGAGGAGUUGAUGAAUGGGGAGGCUAAUGACUUGAAUAUGUGCAAUGGACAUGAUACCACUGACCAAACUAUCUGUGAUAAUUCUAGUGAAACUGAUGCUCUCCAGUCGAUCACGAGCUCGACAGACACUCUGACGGAGGAGAGCACACUGGCUGGCUCCAAGUCAAAGACAGACAAUACAGCAGAGGAGAAUGACUUGGCCAGUCAGCAAUCUAGGUCUAAUAACAAUAUUUCUAGGAUUCAUAUGAAUGGUGAUGUCAUGAAUGGGCAUGUGAAUGGUGAUUCGCAGGAGGAAUUAGAAAAUCGAUUACGAGAAGAACAAGAAGUCUAUGCUAGUAUUAGUACAAGUACGACUGAUAUCAGUGACUCUCACGUCAGGAUUAAUUUGAAUGAGAAGUUCCUAUUCAAUGGGCAAAGUAUGAGAAUAAAUGAUUUAACAUUGAGUCUUACUAGCCCAGUGGUUGAACCUGCGGCUAAGAUAUCGAGGGGUACUUCUACGGAUACUCGGAAUGGAUCAAGCAAAAGUUCAACUAGUGGAUCCGAUUCGGAGCAGUCCACGCCGAAUAUGUCUCGAACACCAAGCUCAACUUGCCCUCCAACUCCUAGUGCUGAUGUCAAACUAUCGGAACCAGGAUUUGCUAAUCGCGGUGCCAACUUAUUAGCGAGGAGGUUAGACGUAGAUGGCCUGACCCUUCAGGUCGAUCCAGUUCAAGUACGGUUGCAUCAGAAAGAGCAGGAUCAUCGCCAUCGUGUUGCAAAGUUGGAACGCCAGCUUCAGGCAGCCAAGGUAGCACUGUAUCAGUAUGCCUCUGGGUGUAAUGGAGCCGGAAAGCAUAUGAAUGGAGAUGCAAGGGAUGAGGAGUCGUCACUCCCCGACUCAAUAGGCAGUGGUGACCUGACCUCGCUGGGUAACUGUAGCAAUACAGCCUCCGACUUAUCAUGGGAGGCGAUUGAGGAGAAGGAUGCCAGGAUGACACUCUGGGUGCCAGAUCACGCGGCCACACACUGUGCUGGUUGCCAGAGCGAAUUCUGGGUUGUUAGACGCAAGCACCACUGCAGAAACUGUGGCCGCAUCUUCUGCGCUACGUGUGCCGAUUACUUCAUCGCAAUCCCGCAGCAGCAGCUGAUUGACCCUGUGCGAGUGUGUCGCUCGUGCUACAAGACGAUCAGUUCAAGCUUGAGCCUCGAGACCAAGUCUGACACUGCUGCUCCCUUGGACACGACAUUAUGUGCAGCUGCCGCAGCAGAAGCUUAAAGCGUAGUCUUGUCCUGCUGAGGAUAUGUGGAUGUUAUCCUCCCAGGGCUGACUUUGGGGCGUGAAAUUCUUAUCAUGAUACCAACGGAUCUGUCCCAUCCACAUCCCAUCAAGUGCUCCUGCCAGAAGGGGGUAGUAAUAUAGUAUAUUGGCAAGCAGGGGCACUUCCAGAAGGAGAAGGUCAGGAUAGGAUUUCACAGCACACAAUCAUUGAAGUUUGAAGGAGUCGAGCUAAGACAAUUCUGUAAAAGCGGGAACGAUUCACUUAACAUGUGGAUGCCACCUUGUGAUACAAUGUAGAAUAUAUAAAUACUAUCCAUGUUUGUUAUUAUGUUAUAUUGUAGUUGGCCAUAGUCUCGUCACAGGGGAAGGUCUCUCAUGUAUGUAGAUGUAACGAUAGUGUGUAUCCAUUGCUGUAAAACUGGCAACAUUGAAAAUGACCGUUAAUAUUUAUAAUGUAUAGACAGCCUCAGUCUACUUGCUGAAAAAAUAGUAAAUAUAAUUUGCUUGGUCUUAAAAAGAUCCUUUUAUGAUAACAUUUUAAAAAGGCAUCCUUGCAGGAUGCUUUCCUUAACAGUUGGGACGGUGAUUUUGGGAAAGGAAAUGUUCAUCUUGAAUGAUUUUACUUGGGUCCUUUGUUUAACUUCUUCCUCUGUGACCUGAACCAUGCCCAAGGACCAUAGUCGACAUUGUGCUGUAGCCAUUGGUGUAGCCAUAGUAUGACCAGUUGAGUCUUUGGACAGAAAACGCUGUGUUUUCCUUGCCAUGAGUCAUCAAAUGUCAACAUUACGUUAGUCAUGAGUCAUUUAUGUUAUUCACGACCAGUACUGCAAGGCUUGGGAUGAUAUUGGUGGGGAUUGAUCGGUCGGUCAUUUCAACCACUUAGACAUAUCAGUAGCAGCUCAUGAUCUGGUUUGGUGUGGUCUGUCUAUGAUUUGAUCUGCUCAUCAGUCACUCCUCUUAAUUUUGUUGGACUAUUUCAAAAUUCAAACAUGCACAAUGGUUAAAAGGAGAAGCCAGAUUUGAAGCAAAUUGCUCAAGCUGUCUUAAUUUUACUGGUGAAAAGACCAAAUCUGAGGAAUUUUUAAAGGAGUUCCAAACUUAAUUGCAUUUUUCUCCAAAUUGCAAAAUGGACUUCUCAGUGUUUGUCACCAGACUCUUCAGUUGUGCCCAUAACGUGUAGUAUAAUGAUGCCCAGUGCGCAAGAUUGUACAUGUACAAGGCUUUGAGGAAAUGUUACACAAGGGUCGAAUCCUAAUCAAGACAAUACAGAGGCUGCUUUGAUUCUCGAUUAUUUCCUAUGCUUGGCAGUGCUUCAGUAGUCUUAUUUGUGAGAAAUUCAUUUAGUAUUUGCUCCAUUGAUGUAUACACAAGGGAUGUGCUAUGAAUGCGGGAAGUGUGCGGGAAAAGUAUGAAUAUUAGGCCACUUGUCCCUCGCAAUGAAAAUUCUAUUCAUAACUCGAUGCAUUCUGGUCCUCAUCAUGUAGUGGUUCACCAAGUAUCAAUGGAAUUAACAUAACUUUCCUCCACUUCUGACUGAUUUCCUUGUUUAUUUACAUCGGUUGGUGAAUUGAUUUCAGUGUAAAUAUGUGUUUUGUUUAGUGCCAUUUGUGAGUUGGGGAAUGUGCUACCGCUUGAGUUGAAGAAUUGGAAAUAUCUACAAACAUGUAAUUGGCAAGAUUUCACCUACUGCAACAUCAUAUGGCAAAUAAAAUCUAUUGUGGU